Molecule: messenger RNA, 732 nt
Organism: Cladophialophora psammophila CBS 110553
Lineage: Eukaryota; Fungi; Ascomycota; Eurotiomycetes; Chaetothyriales; Herpotrichiellaceae
Exons: 3
Coding region: 1-732 (243 amino acids)
Source: RefSeq, a predicted model, not a curated record
AUGCGUGCAUCUCGUGGUAUAUGGAAUGUCGCGAUCUUGCGGCGGGAACGAAUGGAGUGGAAUGCCGGCGCUCUCAUCACUGUUUUGGCCGUCCUGGGGGGUGCGAGUCUGCAACGCCUGAUCCACAUGAGCUUCGAGAAUUGCGUGCCACUUCGAGACAGCCUAAACGUCUCAUCUGCCGCCAACUCUGGCAGCAACCUUUGGGCUAAAGUCUAUCCGGCAGGCUCUUUGAGAAGAGUCUAUGCUGUCCGAUGCCUUGCAUCAUUGGUCGAUCGACAAACAGGCAUUCUGCACACAACCAACCUCGUCCCAAUGAACAGUCUGUACGAGGGCUGGAGAAAAUGCUUCGAGGGCGGAGGAAACGAUAGGAAGCUAAGAUCAAGACUAGAGAAGAUGGGAAGGAUGAAACCACUACUCUGGCCUGCUCCGAUCAAGGAAAUGGCUCUCUGGGACAUAGUGGGUGCCGUUGGGGUACCGAUGCCCUGGGGCCGUCAUCAGCUCUCAAAGCAAGAAUUUGUCUUUUUGUCUUUUGUCAAGGACGAUUUUCCCCGGACCCUGAAUAAUGCCCUUCAUACUCCAGCUCUCAAUGAACAGCAAAAUAGCCAUCGAUCAAUCCUAUGGUUGAGACUAGUGAUAGAUGCGAACCUCAGUCGGUUUUGGUUCCAGGUCGGACUCGACUCAGCAUCGCUACUAAAGAGCGAUCGUUCUACGGGGGCUGUUCUCGUGGACUAG